This is a messenger RNA of Peromyscus maniculatus bairdii (prairie deer mouse), 2776 nucleotides long. The record is from RefSeq and is a predicted model, not a curated record. Lineage: Eukaryota; Metazoa; Chordata; Mammalia; Rodentia; Cricetidae.
GACGCGCCUGCGCGGCCGGGGCUCGGACCAUUGGGAGGCCGGGCUGCGCAUGCGUCCUGAGAGGCCCGGCGGUGGCGGCGGCGGCGGCGGCAGCUGUGAGGGGGUUCCCGGAAGAUGGUGCUGAUUAAGGAAUUUCGUGUGGUGUUGCCGUGUUCUGUUCAGGAGUAUCAGGUUGGACAGCUUUACUCUGUUGCAGAAGCCAGUAAGAAUGAAACUGGUGGCGGAGAAGGAAUUGAAGUCUUGAAGAAUGAGCCCUAUGAGAAGGAUGGAGAGAAGGGGCAGUACACACACAAAAUUUACCACCUGAAGAGCAAAGUUCCUGCAUUUGUAAGGAUGAUUGCUCCUGAGGGCUCCUUGGUGUUUCAUGAGAAAGCCUGGAAUGCUUACCCCUACUGUAGAACAAUUGUAACGAAUGAAUAUAUGAAAGAUGACUUCUUCAUCAAAAUCGAAACAUGGCACAAACCUGACUUAGGAACGUUAGAAAAUGUUCAUGGUUUAGAUCCAAACACAUGGAAAACUGUUGAAAUUGUCCACAUAGACAUUGCAGAUCGAAGUCAAGUUGAACCAGCAGACUACAAAGCUGAUGAAGACCCUGCAUUAUUCCAGUCAGUCAAGACCAAGAGAGGCCCCCUGGGACCUAACUGGAAGAAGGAGCUGGCGAGCACCCCUGACUGUCCUAAGAUGUGUGCCUAUAAGCUGGUGACCAUCAAGUUCAAGUGGUGGGGGCUGCAGAGCAAAGUCGAGAACUUCAUCCAGAAGCAAGAAAAACGGAUAUUCACAAACCUACAUCGCCAGCUCUUUUGUUGGAUUGACAAGUGGAUUGACCUGACGAUGGAAGACAUUAGGAGAAUGGAAGAUGAGACUCAGAAAGAACUAGAAACAAUGCGUAAGAAGGGUUCCGUCCGAGGCACGUCGGCUGCUGAUGCCUAGAUGAGUCCCCUGUAGGUCAGAGACAUUUUCAAACUGUCUACGGAGUCAAGGCCAAGUGAGGGGGACAAGUGCAGCCUGUGACGAGUGAAGACGCCACCAGUGUCUCGGUGAUGACUCAAGUGCGCGCGUGCGCGCGCACACACACACACACACACACACACACACACACACACAGGUUUGUGUGUGUAUGUGUGUAUGUCUGCAGCUGUAUGAAAAACACAUAUGGCUACAGGCCUAGAUACACACAAGUGUAUAUAUGUACAUGCAAAACAUUGAAGGGAUCAGUACAAUUUCUCCAAAGUACUGUACCGAUCUUCAGCAAAAAUACUAAAGAAAAUAUUUUCAAUAUAUAUACCUGGAACAGAUUUUAAUAAUCAUCAAUGUGAUGCCCUUGAUGGAUAAAUGGACUGCCAUGUGGUGCCAUGUGGUGCUGGCUGGCGUGCUUCCUGAAUGCCAGGUGUGGACCAGUGUGUGUAGUCUUUGGUUAUGUUUCUGUUUCUCGAGUCACCACACAUACACUUUUAUUUUCAUCCCAUCAGCAACAGACUCCUACAGAACGAUUUCUUCAAAUUUUUAGAUACUCCAGUGAAUCUAGAAAGUCAGCUCUGGAUGUAUUUAUAACUAUUUAUUUCUGGGUGGCCACUAUCUUCCAGCCAAAUCCAACAAUACCCAACAAGUAAGGAGUCAAAGAAAAGCUCCUUACUAGUUUGCCCGAGGGGUGGGGAAAUCCUUUUUUUAAAAUUGCCACUUUUUAUUGGAUUUUUGUAUUUUGAAUUUCAAGUAUUUUUCUACAUCAAAUCUAGCAAAAAACAGUGAUGACGGUUUGUGAUUUAUAAUAAACACUAGACAAUAUUCAGACUCUGGCUAAGCAAACUAGGCGGUAAAGGAAGUAACCCUGCGGGUGCGCAGGCCUUCUGUGGAGUGGUUUCUGGAAUUCCAGUGUGGAGACUAUGCAGACCGUCUGUGUUGCUCUGAGCUCAUAGGGUGAGAGAGUAGUGACAUUUAGCUCUUUUCCUGUUGCAAUCCAAGCCAGGGGGAAAUGCUGACGGGGAGCUAGGAACAGUUUGAGUGUGGUACAGGGCUGUCACCGUCCUGAGGCCCAGCUAGGUCCUCGGCAUUGCUGCCCACACUGCUUCCUCCCCCUCCUCCCCCCCUCUUUCUCUUCCUCCUCCUCUUCUUUUUUUAAAGAAUAAUAGGUGAGAUUUUUUUUUUUUUUAUCAACUUUUCUGUCUGAUGCCGUCUUCCCUUGUCAGCCCUGGAAGCCUGACCAGAAUCACACCGUUGAAGCCUUCAGGUCACACACUGUCUUCUUAACACACUACCCCACGGUCCUCCCCCAACCCCCAGAACACAUCGCCCCUGCAGUCAGCCCAUCAGUAACCCCUUUGCUGACAGUCUUGCCCUCCAUGCCCCUCCUCCCAUGUCCUGUGUUCCCGUGGGAGCGAUGACAGAGCUUCCCACCGCAUUGCAGCAAUUCCCUGUCAUCCUCCGCAACAGACCCUGGGUCCCGUGUGCCCUCUCUGUUCAUUUUGUGGGCACUGUUGGGAGAUGGGCUUGGUCACAUCAGUGGAACAGUCACCUGAAGGGUCAUCGCCAACCCCAGGCACUGGAGAACCCAGUCUCUCCCCCAAUGAAACUAACUCAAGCACAUCUGCGGUCUCAUGGGGAGCUUGGACACACAAGGAAGUGAGAGCCUGGUGUGGACUCUAAUGUUUUUCUAACAACUGUGGAGAUUGAGGGGAUGUGUGGUGAAUGUAAAAUACCCCGUUGACUUGGCAGUCUCUUGUGUAAAUUACAGUAAAACAAAGUAAGUGAAAUUGAAACAAAAAUAAAUUUGAUCACAAAA